This is a messenger RNA of Gossypium arboreum, 483 nucleotides long. RefSeq lists its product as uncharacterized. Bases 1 to 483 code for a protein of 160 amino acids. The transcript has a single exon. The record is from RefSeq and is a predicted model, not a curated record. NCBI's taxonomy places the organism in Eukaryota, Viridiplantae, Streptophyta, Magnoliopsida, Malvales, Malvaceae.
AUGGGCCAAGGACAGAGAGCACCGGACAGAGGUGCAAGACCGACUGGGGUGAGGCAGCCUGCUUUUGUUUAUGCUACACAUCGCCGUGAGGAUAGAGAUGCUCCUGACGUCAUUACAAGUACGUUUUUAAUAUUUGAUGUACCUUAUCUUACAUUGAUAGACAUAGGCUCUACACACUCAUAUGUAGCUAGUACUAUGUCUGAGACUUUGGGAAUUCCAGUCAAGAGUAUUGAUAGUGAAGUAACCGUGUUAAAUCCUUUGGGGCAAUCUGUCCGGGUUAGUAUAUUGUAUAGAGACGUUUCGCUAGAUGUUCAAGGGACAACGUUUCUGGCUGAUCUAAUGGAGCUUCUGUUUGGGGAGUUCAAUCUGAUUCUGAGAAUGGGCUGGUUGGGUAAACAGUGGCUAAGUCUAGAUUGUGCGACAAAAAGGGUUUUCUUGAGGAACGAAGAGGGCAACGAGGUAGUCGUGAUUGGGGAACGAUGA